AUGUCUAAUGCUUUCCCAAAACCAAAGGAAAUUGUUGGGUAUCCUGACAAGGAGAAGCCGUCCUCAUUCUCGGCUAGAAGGGUAACUGUCCACCUUCCAGCCCAGGUCACAGAGAUACCACACAGGGAAGCAAUUCUCAAAGUCACCUCCAUGCCAGACAACAGCCUGCUCGCAGUGGGGCAGGACGGCUUGGUGUCACUGUGGUCUCCAGAGCUCAAACUCAAGAAAACCAGAUCAGUGCUUAACAAACAGCCGUCCAGAACACCUAAAUGGAUUGCAGACACAACUUUGAUGCCUCAGUACAACAAACUUGUGCUUGGUACCUGUGAUCGUGAGUUACGACUGUAUGACCUCUCUAACUUUGGACUGUAUUUCCAAAUCACAGGUCUUGAAAGCAUGCCUUUACAGCUAGACUAUAGUUACAAAGGCAAAGAUGAAUGCAUAUUACUGUAUGGCGAUGACCAGGGAUGUGUAAAUAUCAUUGUAAUGACAAGAGUGGGAGAGACUCUGAGAAACUGGUCAAAGAGUCAGCCAGUAGAUGGGAUUCCUAGUGUUUCUGUUGAGGCUAUCACUGAGGGGGGAGCGGUCAGCUUCACCCGUUGGAAGGUGCACAAUGACUGGGUCACAAAGAUCAAAUACUGCCACUCUAUUCAAUCAGUGAUAUCCAGUUCAAAUGACGAAGACACAUCUUUGGUAAUAGGCACUGUUACUGGAACCAAGAAUGUCCUCCAAAGACUGAAGGAGAUGUCAGAUGCUGGUAGUGUGAAAGGCAGACCCCCCUUGCAGACAGGCUCCUGUGUAUCUCGCAGACUGAGCUCAGAUGAGUCUGUCUUCAAAGCCUACAAAGGAGUGAAAACCUUUGAUUUCUCCAGGGAGAGCAACCUGCUUGUGACAGGAGGAUUAGACCGAGCCAUUCGCCUGUGGAACCCCUACAUCCCAGGGUGGCCUAUUGGUUUACUCCAGGGGCACAACGCACCAAUCAGCUUCCUGCACAUCAGCACUGAAGAGAGCAGGAUCUAUUCAGUUUCCACGGACAACAAUGUUAUGGUGUGGGAUAUGGAAGACCAGAUCUGCUUAGCCAGUAUCAUAUCCAGAGCCAGUCAGAUCAGAGGAAUGCUGUCAGCCUGCUACUUCUCGGAGGAGCUGGGAGCUGUCUACAUUGCCACUGACACUCUCGCUCUGCUGCAGUUCAGACACAAAAAAACAGAACUCAGCAAUGCCUCCACCUCACACAAGGGGCCUGUCCUGUGCUGCCGCUACAACAAGCAAUUCCAACACGUCAUUAGCUGCUGUGAGGGCUCUGUGAGUACUCAGCCCUCUUUAUAG
This is a messenger RNA of Polyodon spathula (Mississippi paddlefish), 1326 nucleotides long. RefSeq names its product WD repeat-containing protein on Y chromosome-like. Gene Ontology annotation, molecular function: protein binding. NCBI's taxonomy places the organism in Eukaryota, Metazoa, Chordata, Actinopteri, Acipenseriformes, Polyodontidae. The record is from RefSeq and is a predicted model, not a curated record. The transcript is spliced from 12 exons. Bases 1 to 1326 code for a protein of 441 amino acids.